GAUUGUUCCAUCUCGGUUCCUUUUCAGAUCCAUUUUUUUCACCUAAAGGUCCGGGGUUUCUUCUCUCAUUGGACACUGACCCAUUAGUGGACUGUGUUCUCCCGUCCUCGUGGACGCACCGCCAUCUGCAUCGUCAUCGGCAUUCCGAACAAACACUUCUUCUUUUCCAACUACUUGAGACUGUUGCUCUUCAUUCUCUAUCCUACUACUCUACGUGUACUUGAUACACAGUACCCCAUACACUCCAUACCCAUAAUCCCGUCUCAGGAGCGUCUGAAACACCGAACAACGGUCCUGUCAAUCCUUACGGCACCCGCUGCUCGUUUUUCGUCGCCCUCCUGCCAAUCUCUCGGCUCCCCUGCUGAAACUUCGGAUGAGACUGUGAUUGGAACAGCGUCUUAAGUGCGACCAUGUCCUACAACCGCUUAGAUCCAGACCCCUACGGGGAUGAAGAUAAUCAUAUGAUGCAUCCUUACGCCCAGCGCACACCCUCGCCGGGGCACCCAUUGAACGGGUAUCAGCUGUCAGAUAAUCCCUAUGCGCCUCAGGGACACCUGGAAAUGCCCUCCAGCGACCGUUUGGCCGAGCAACCGACAUACUCGGUGACUAGAUUGCCCAAUUCCUACGGACAUAAUGAAUCCUACGAAGAGCACGGCCCCAAUGUCGGUUACCCUGGUUAUGACUACACCCUCGACCCCGAGGCCCACCAUGACGCCUACUACACCGAACCGUACCGGCCAACGGCCACGCCAGAGGAGGACUAUGACCUGGGACAUCAGCCAAACUACCAAGAUGAUCAUACUCCCAUUUUGCAGAACCCAGAAAACCCCUUUGGCCCGGAUAACUACAGUGACGAGUACCAAGACGACCCGGGGCUCGCCCACACACCCAGUCCGGCCCCGCUCCGGCGAUGGAAGACGGUCAAGGAAGUGCAGUUGUUCAACGGAAACCUCGUGCUCGACUGUCCUAUCGCACCGCGACUGCUCUCACAAGUGCCCCAUGCUGAAGCUCCGGGGCGUGACGAGUUCACGCAUAUGCGUUACUCGGCUGCGACUUGCGAUCCGAACGAUUUCUUUGAGGAGCGCUUCACGCUGCGUCAGAAACUGUUCGCGAAACCGCGACACACAGAAUUAUUCAUUGCCGUCACCAUGUAUAACGAAGAUGACUUCCUGUUUGCGCGCACGUUGGGCGGUGUUUUCAAAAAUAUCGAGCACAUGUGCUCGCGCACGAGCAGCAAAACCUGGGGCAAGGAUGCGUGGAAGAAGAUUGUCGUUUGUGUGAUCAGUGAUGGUCGUGCUAAGAUUAACCCACGGACUCGCGCCGUGCUGGCUGGUUUGGGUGUCUACCAGGACGGAAUCGCUAAACAGCAGGUCAACGGCAAGGACGUGACGGCCCACAUUUACGAGUACACUACCCAGAUGGCUGUAGAACUGAAAGGCCAUCACGUCUCGAUGAAGCGCGGCGCAGUCCCAGUGCAGAUGAUCUUCUGCUUGAAGGAAAAGAACCAGAAGAAGAUCAACUCCCACCGUUGGUUCUUCCAGGCAUUCGGUCGCGUGUUGGAUCCCAACAUCUGUGUCCUUCUGGACGCGGGAACAAAACCCGGAAAGGAUUCCAUCUACCACCUGUGGAAGGCUUUUGACGUGGAGCCCAUGUGCGGUGGUGCCUGCGGUGAAAUCAAGGUCAUGUUGUCGCACGGAAAGAAGCUCCUCAAUCCGCUAAUCGCCGGUCAAAACUUUGAAUACAAGCUGAGCAACAUCCUCGACAAACCGCUCGAGUCGUCGUUUGGUUUUAUCACUGUCUUGCCGGGUGCCUUCUCCGCCUACCGAUUCGUCGCUCUGCAAAACGACAAGAAUGGUCAAGGUCCAUUGGAGCGGUACUUCAUGGGUGAGAAGAUGCACGGUUCGAAUGCAGGUAUCUUCACUGCCAACAUGUACCUGGCCGAGGACCGUAUUCUGUGCUUCGAGAUUGUGUCCAAGCGGAACUGCCGUUGGUUGCUGCAGUAUGUCAAGUCAUCGACCGGUGAGACUGAUGUGCCGGAUCGUAUGGCGGAAUUCAUCAUGCAGCGUCGUCGUUGGUUGAACGGUAGUUUUUUCGCGGCUGUGUAUGCCAUUGCCCAUUUCUACCAGAUCUGGCGCAGCGACCAUAGCUUUAUCCGGAAGACUAUGCUGAUGGUUGAGUUUAUUUAUCAAACCAUUGCUAUGCUCUUUGCUUGGUUUGGCAUUGGCAACUUCUUCCUGGUUUUUCAUAUCCUCACGACAUAUCUCGGGGACAAACAACUUCUGGGUACGGCUGGUAAAGUCCUAGGAGUUGUGUUUGAAUGGCUCUACCUCGCAACUCUGGUAACCUGUUUCGUUCUGGCCUUGGGUAACAGACCUGGCGGUUCGAACAAGUUCUACAUGACCAUGGUGUACUUCUGGAUUGGAAUCAUGAUUUACUUGGCUUUUGCUGCGGUGUUCGUGACGGUCCGAUCUAUCCAGCAGGAGGUCCAGGAGGAAGCGUUUACGUUUUCUAAAUUGUUCACAAACAACCAAUUCUUCAGUAUCAUUGUGUCACUUGGUUCGACGUAUGUCAUGUGGUUUAUCGCGUCGUUUAUCUUCCUAGACCCAUGGCACAUGUUUACUUCCUUCAUCCAAUACAUUUUGCUCACCCCCACUUAUAUCAACGUCCUCAACAUCUAUGCCUUCUGCAACACCCACGACAUAACAUGGGGCACAAAAGGCGACGACAAAGCCGAAAAGCUCCCCUCUGCAAACCUCAAACCCGGCGGUAAAGUCGAUGUCAACAUCCCCCAAGACGACGGCGACCUCAACGCGCAAUACGAAGCCGAACUCGCCAAAUUCGCCGUCAAACCACCAAAGGAGGAAAAAUCCAUUCCCGAAGAAGAGCGCCAGGCAGACUACUACAAGGGUUUCCGGAGUGCCGUCGUGCUGGUGUGGGUGUUUUGCAACUUCGCGCUUGCUGCAGUUGUGCUUAAUUCUGCGGGCAUGGAGGAGUUCAGUGAGGAUACUGAGACCACGGAGAAUACGAGGGCGACAAUUUAUAUGGCUGUGAUUCUGUGGAGUGUGGCGGGGAUUUCAAUUUUUAAGUUUAUGGGGGCUAUGUGGUAUUUGGUUGUGAGGAUGUUCCGCGGCGUUUAAUGGAUACCCUUUCCUUUUGUCUACGACUUUUCUUACCUUACGACCCUACAUACCACUGCGGGUUCAGUGAUGGUGACGCUACGGCAUGAUGAUUGAUGAUUGUUUGGAUUGGUUAUUUCUUUUUGAUUCUGGCUUUAACUUUGGGUGGAUUGAGUGCACGGGAUAGAGGAUGUACUCUAUGUAGAUAGAUCACUUAUGACAACUAUGAAUAUACAAUCGGGAUGUCUUAUCCCUAUACUAGUGGAGUUGGCAAUAAGUGGUCAACAUGUAAUCACUCCUUUAAGCAACACUCAGGAACAGGCAACCAAACGAACAUCCUCUACUUUAACCAGCACACUCUCUACUCUCCCCCUCAAGCCACUAUACCCAUACACAGCCCAAAAUGACCAUGAC
Messenger RNA from Aspergillus ruber CBS 135680, 3530 nucleotides. It is a transcript of the gene chsA, whose product is annotated as chitin synthase class I. Gene Ontology annotation, cellular component: cell periphery; cell septum. The record is from RefSeq and is a predicted model, not a curated record. The transcript has 5 exons. The coding region runs from base 411 to 3137 and encodes 908 amino acids. NCBI's taxonomy places the organism in Eukaryota, Fungi, Ascomycota, Eurotiomycetes, Eurotiales, Aspergillaceae. Gene Ontology annotation, molecular function: chitin synthase activity.